AUGUCAUUCUUUGGUGGAGGAAAUAUGCAAGCUAGACAACAAACUAUCAACCCACAAAAUAUUGCUUUAGCUGAACAAGAGUUAGAAAUGGUGACUGAUUUGUUCAAUCGUAUUGCUGAUUCCUGCCACAAAAAAUGUAUUGCCACUGACUAUAAUCAAGCUGACUUGACUCAAGGAGAAGCAGUCUGUGUUGACCGUUGUGUUGCCAAGUUUAUCGAAGUCAAUGCUAAAGUUGGAGAAAAGAUGCAGCAGAUGGGUACACAGCAGCAAUAA
This is a messenger RNA of Rhizopus microsporus ATCC 52813, 273 nucleotides long. RefSeq names its product mitochondrial import inner membrane translocase subunit TIM10. The record is from RefSeq and is a predicted model, not a curated record. The coding region runs from base 1 to 273 and encodes 90 amino acids. The transcript is spliced from 2 exons. Gene Ontology annotation, cellular component: mitochondrial inner membrane. Gene Ontology annotation, biological process: protein insertion into mitochondrial inner membrane. NCBI's taxonomy places the organism in Eukaryota, Fungi, Mucoromycota, Mucoromycetes, Mucorales, Rhizopodaceae.